AUGCAGGCUGGCGGGCCCAUGGAGCAGAGCGUGGUGUGCGGGAUACAGCUGGCCCUGAAGGGAUGCCAAACGCAGAUGAAGUGGCACCGAUGGGGCUGUCCCGAGGGAGACUUCAAUAAAAUGCACGGCAGCAGGACAGCGACAAGGGAAAGUAGCCUGGUGCACGCCAUCACCUCAGCCGGCGUGACCUACGCAGUCACCAAAAACUGCUCGCGGGGUCUCAUCAAAGGCUGUUCUUGUUCUGAGGGCGGCUCUCGCUCCCAGCGAGACUGGAAGUGGCAAGGAUGUUCUGAUGAUGUCCACUUCGGCUCACAGGUGGCUGAGCGCUUCCUCGACUACCUGGAGAUGGCACAGGACGCCCCGGCCCUUGUCAAUCGACACAACAAUCGAUUAGGCAGAAUGGCUGUGGCACAGGCCCUGCGUUUGUCAUGCAAGUGUCACGGAGUGUCGGGUUCCUGCACAACUAAAACUUGCUGGCGGCAGCUGCAGGCCUUCACUGCCGUGGCGGAAGUUGUGGGACGUAAGUACCGAAGGGGCGUAAAGAUCAAGGACAUCAAUGCCCUUCUGGAGCACUCCUCCCAGGACACACGAGGAGACGCAACCCAGCACAGAGGCUCCCUCGCUCGACCCCGUCACCUUGCUUACCUCAAUGACUCGCCUGAUUACUGCCAAGUCAACACCACGACUGGCUGGUCAGGGACUGUUGGACGGAGGUGCUCGAGGAAAAAGGGUGCCGGGGUCACCAGGACAGAGAGGAGGUCCUGCAAGACCCUGUGUCGUGCCUGCAACCUUGCAGUAGACAAGAAUGUCUCCAGGAUAGCCGUCCCCUGCCGGUGCCGUUUUCAGUGGUGCUGUAAGGUGAAGUGCAGCACAUGCCUCAAGAGGAAGGUCACACUCUCCUGCAGCAACAUGCAGCUUCAGUGA
Molecule: messenger RNA, 924 nt
Organism: Scylla paramamosain (green mud crab)
Lineage: Eukaryota; Metazoa; Arthropoda; Malacostraca; Decapoda; Portunidae
Product: protein Wnt-8b-like
Exons: 4
Coding region: 1-924 (307 amino acids)
Biological process (GO): neuron differentiation; multicellular organism development; cell fate commitment
Cellular component (GO): extracellular region
Molecular function (GO): frizzled binding; cytokine activity
Source: RefSeq, a predicted model, not a curated record